UUUGGCUCAAGCCUGUCUGGCUCAGUGGCGCCGGCCUUCGUCGGUGGCACGCGACGAGAAAUCCGGCAAUCUGUCGAUGCCCGCGGCCGCCUGCCCCCCUCGUCUCCGAUGACCCUCCUCGCUGGUGGCCCGGGGCGGCUGCGAGGCGGUUUGGCUCGAGCCAAUUGCGGAGGCAGACGCGGCCUGCUUGUUGACGGCAGGGGCGGUCCGCAUGUUCGCGGAGGCGGAGUAAUUCCACGUGGACGCGAGCAAGGGUGCCGAGACCGAGUGCGAGGAGGCCGAGGCUCGAGGCCCCGUACCCCCUCCCCGCGGGCGACCACUGGGUGGGCGCCAUUGACCGCGCGUGGCUCAUCGGCGGCGACGCGUGCUGUCGGCUCGAGGGCGACAUCAAGACUGAGGUCGACGUCGUGAGCAGCGCUGAGUUCCAGGAGCCGCUUGUGGCCGAAGGCGAGGUCGCCGAGGAGGACGAUGCGAUCGGGGUCGACGGCGUCAAGCAGGUGCUCGAGGGCGGCUUCGGGACCGAGGCCGACGUCACAAGCAGCGUGGCGCUCGCGGUGCCGCUUGUGGCCGGGUCCGAGGGCGAGGCCGGUAAGGAGGUCGUCGUGAUCGAGGUCGGCGGCCUCGGGCAGGCGUCCGAGGGAGGCUUCGGGACCGAGGUCGACGGCGAGAGCGGCGCGGCGUACGCGGAGCCGCUCGCGGCCGAGCCCGAGGGCCAGGCUGCCAAGGAGGACGUCGGAAUGGAGGUCUGCCCAGCUCGUGAUGGCGUGAAGGUCUCGAAGCAGCAGGUGGCUUGGGCCGCGGGCGCGCGCGGGCCCCGCAAGCGCUGGGCUGACGACCUCAGUGACCCGGGCGGCAGCGUGGAAUUGCCAGAGUUGCUAGCGUGGCCGACGCUGGGCGGCGAGUCGGGCGGCCUGGCCGAGCACGUGCGCUCGCGCGUGGUGCCGAACCAGGCCGCCUCCCAGAUGGCGGCGGGGGUGGCGGCCAUGCGGAAGCUAGCCGAGGACGGCGGCCCACGGCGUGCCGACCCAGGGAAGAGGCAGGAGACGAGGGAGAAGUCCCGGGGAGAGUACGGUCGCGAAGUUGCGCCCCCGGAGCGUUCCGGGAAGAGCCCGCCGGAACGUUCUGAGGACGGGUGUGCGGAGCGGGGUGGGGGGAGUUCCAAGAAGGUCGACGACGCGACGGGCGAAGGCCGCUGGAGCGGCAUUUCGAACCCGUCAAGGAGGCGAUCGAUGUUGCUCUAGGAGCAGGUGCCGUGCGAGAAAGGCGAGCGUAAGGCGGAGCGCCUCAGGCUCGUCGCCGCGCGCCGAGGCGCGCUUGGCCGAGACCGCCGCAGAGCUGAGAGCUCCGUCGCGCGUGAAAAUGAUCUACACAAUUUUCUGGAUUGCGCUCGUGCCGAGUCGUUUCGCGAUUGCACGGCGUCUGAUUGAUGUGGCGGUGCCCAUAGAGUGUUGCGCGCUGUUGCUGCUGAGGUGGCCCAGAAACGUUGGUGUCAGAGCACUCGGGCAUAGCA
Molecule: messenger RNA, 1510 nt
Organism: Prorocentrum cordatum
Lineage: Eukaryota; Dinophyceae; Prorocentrales; Prorocentraceae
Source: the annotation of a GenBank genome assembly